Messenger RNA from Anastrepha obliqua, 1119 nucleotides. RefSeq lists its product as uncharacterized. The transcript is spliced from 5 exons. The record is from RefSeq and is a predicted model, not a curated record. NCBI's taxonomy places the organism in Eukaryota, Metazoa, Arthropoda, Insecta, Diptera, Tephritidae. The coding region runs from base 1 to 1119 and encodes 372 amino acids.
AUGCCAAAAAUGUCAACACGAACAACGGCCUUGAACAAAUUGUCACCAUCCCCGCAAACGCCUUCAGUACAAAAAUCACAAAAACAGAGCAUCAUUGAAGAGCUAACAUUACGACUAAGAGAAUCGGAAGAGCGAGUAAUGGAGCGAUUCAGUGAGUUUUCAGCGGAUGUUACGAACUUGAAGUCGGCAGUUAAGCACAUGGAAGAGCACGUAAAAAAAACUGAACUGAAAUGUGCUAAUGUAGACAAAUUGCGCAGCGAGGUAUAUGCACUCACCGAACAACUAAAUGUAUAUGAGAACAGCGCAAUAUCAACAGAUGUGAUUGUUAGCGGGUUGCCUAUAAGGAAAGAUGCGGACAUUCUAAAUGAUUUCUCCAAGCUAUGCAAAACGCUUCAAAGAGCAUUGCAACUGCUAAUAUGUAAAAACAAAAACAUUUAUGCGUUAUUGGCCGUUUGUGAUGCCAAGUAUACUUUCACUGCAGUAAGUAUCGGGAGUUAUGGUAGUCAGAGUGACGGAGGCAUUUUUCAACUUUCAUCGUUUGGACAGAACUUGAUGCAAAAUACUUUGCCACUACCGCCUCGCGCGCGUAUAUCUAUGGAAUCGCCUCAACCAUUACCACAUUUUUUCGUUGGUGAUGCUGCAUUCCCAUUGAGAACAAACUUGAUGCGUCCAUAUCCGGGUUUUAACUUACCAAUAACCAAGCGGAUUUUUAAUUAUCGCCUUUCAAGAGCGCGUAGAGUAAUAGAGAACAGCUUUGGAAUAUUAACGGCGCGAUGGAGAAUUCUUCGCACCACGAUUGAAUGUGACCCUAAAAAUUGCGAAAAAGUAGUGCUAGCCUGCAUUGUUUUACACAAUUUUAUAAUUUUAAACGAUCACAAUCGUUGGUAUUGCCCUGAAAAUUAUGUUGAUCGACAAGAACCAGGCAGCAUCGUUCAUUGUGGGGAAUGGCGACGAGAAAUUAAUAGUGAAUCGUCAUUACCACGUAUACGGACUACAAUUCGGAGAGCCUCAACAAAUGCAUUUAAUAUCCGCGAUAGGCUUGCUGAUUAUUUCAUAAAUGAAGGAGCUUUACCAUACCAAGAUGACAUAGACCUUUCCAUUGGCGGACCCUACAUAUAA